Molecule: messenger RNA, 1415 nt
Organism: Lasiosphaeria miniovina
Lineage: Eukaryota; Fungi; Ascomycota; Sordariomycetes; Sordariales; Lasiosphaeriaceae
Exons: 9
Coding region: 1-1020 (339 amino acids)
Source: RefSeq, a predicted model, not a curated record
AUGGCUUUGGUUGCCUUUCGGCGGAGUCCUUUCAGUGGAGUGUCAAGUUUCCUGGCGUUGCAUGUUGCAGUCCUACUGUGUAAAAGACCUGUCGACUACUUCGAGAUACUCGAGAGGACGUGCAGUUCUAAAAACAGCGACAAGGCAGGCGCUCGAUCUUCCCUACUGCUGCAAGAUCCCUCCGUAUUGAGCAGCCUCAUUCUUGGUCGUCGACGCGAGGUGUUCAAUGGCCAGAGAAAAGAAUUUCCUGGGCGGAAUUUUCCCUCCGGAACUGAACUCCUGUCCGACAAGAAGGCCAUGGAAGCACAACAUCCAGGGCAAAACAUCAAUUUAAACUUAUCGGCCGUCUGGCUUGGUCAGGCAUGCGAAGACUCGAAUAAGGACAGCAGAUUAGCACACGGACCCGGGGACGACCUUCGUGCUCGUUGCCCGUGGAAUGCGCCAUCCGUCAAGUCAGGGUUCGACAGUUCAGAUGACGUUGGGUCCGUUGGUUGCCUUUUUCGAAGCCGGCCAUCUACCCGGAAUAAACGGCCCGUGCUCCUCUCCGGGUUCGAUGCAUUGCUUCCACCCGCUUCGCAGACCGCGGUAGUUCCAAUACAACAUUCCAACCACAUCGACCGCGAGGUACCACCAAAGUUUGUGGAAUAUCUGCCCGACUUCACCCUGGGGAUGUCUAGUGAGACGAGUCCCGAAUUGACCCACGCACAAGAAGAUUCCUGUGCGCGGAAAGAGCCAUGUAGUGCCUCGGAGGCCAAGACGAAAUACGAAUCCCUUGCCUUGUUUGCGGCCAACGGGGACUCCUCGUCACUCCGUCAACAAACCGUCAUCACUGCAGUAUCCAGGCGCACCAGUAACCUGGUCUGCGGUGCGAACCGGGUCUGCGGCGCCCACCACGGUCUGGGGCUGUGGGGCAUGAAGCAGGACUCAGUCCUAUCAAAGGUUUCACUGUUGCAUUCUUCCGCAUGCUACAUUACCAGCUCGGGCAUCUGUGGCGAGUUUCACUUGUGCAUCGAGAUUUAACUUGUUGGCCCGUCUGGCCGAGGCCAGCCUGGACGUGUCCCGAUGUCGAUCCGUGGUCUGCAAAUGCACCGCAACGACGGUUGAGGCUUAGGGGUCAGGGGCGAGCUGCACAAAUAUUUGGAUGAUCGUGAUAGAAAAGAGUUAAAUUUUGGAUCGCCAAGAGAGCCGGAAUUGCCUUCACGGGAUUCUGCAUGACAUUCAUUACCUAGUGGAAGGCAGUGCUGGUUCUCGAUCUGCAGGGAUAACUAGGUAGGUAGGAGGCGAACCAUUUUAGUCAAAUAUCGAAAUCGAGAUCGUGAAUUCGUUGAGGGGGGAAGGGGACCUGUUUGUUCAGAUACAAUUAGACUCCCGGCCCCCCAAGCCGAGUGCCGGAGAAAAUGAAAUUGUUAUAGUCC